Messenger RNA from Panthera uncia (snow leopard), 3905 nucleotides. RefSeq names its product zinc finger protein 84-like. Gene Ontology annotation, molecular function: DNA-binding transcription repressor activity, RNA polymerase II-specific. Gene Ontology annotation, biological process: negative regulation of transcription by RNA polymerase II. Bases 923 to 2209 code for a protein of 428 amino acids. The transcript has 3 exons. The record is from RefSeq and is a predicted model, not a curated record. Lineage: Eukaryota; Metazoa; Chordata; Mammalia; Carnivora; Felidae.
GAACCAGCCACACACGCAGUGCAUUCAUCCAUAUUCUUGGCUUGUCGGGAUAUUGAAAAGUUUUCAUUUUUGCCGAUCUAAAGGGUAAAUGAUAACCCCUUACAGUUGUGUUUAAACCACGUAUGUUCUCUGGCCCCAGCGUCUGUGGUAACUUGACCUGGCGACAAGAUUGAGGGCCCUGUGAGGACAGAGUGAAUCCCGUUCACCUUCGUGUUGAUGACACCAGAGUGGAACCUCACACACUUGUGGGUCGAUAAACAUUCUAGGUCAUACUAUCUCACUUAAAACACUAUAGGAUUUUUAAGACUUCUGUUUCUCCAGUAAGGUAUAAUGCAAAUCUAGGCAUGUGAUAAAAAGCCUGUGUACUGAAUCCUGAUAAGAAUGGUCAAAAUCAGUGUAUCGGAGAUGACUUCAUUUACAAAUAGUGGGAGCUCUGAUAAUAAGGCCAUAGAACUUUCUCCUGCAAGACACCCGGAAGCAGAUGGUCCUGGGCUGGCACAGCUCAUGACCGGUAUCAUAAAGGACAACAUGUUUCCAGGUUUCUGCUCUGCCAAACUUCACUCACAGUGUCUCACGGCCCAAGGUGGCUGCAGCAGCUCUGAGGGCAACGUCUGCGGUAACAGCAGGAAGAAAGGUAGAGGGGGCAGAGGGCAAAAUCAGUACCUCUUUUACCCAAAAACGGCAGCUUCCCCGCGGAUGGCCCUCACACACCUCGUACGUCCUAUCUCCGGCACACAGUCACGUGACCGACUCUAGAUGUAAGAGAGACAAGAACAGAGGGAACUGGCAUCCGGCUCAGAGCAAUUGCGAUUCGUUACUGGGAACUGGGCACUUUGGCGUGGCGGCUCCCGGGGGCGCCCACUCCAGGGCCUUGCCGCCUUUCCUUUAUUAUGGUAUCCAUUUCUUCAGAUUCAGCAGGGACAUGCUCUUUCAGGGGUCAUUGGCUUUUGAGGAUGUGGCCGUGAACUUCACACGGGACGAGUGGCAGCUCCUGGACUCUGCUCAGAAGAACUUGUACAGAAACGUGAUGCUGGAGAAUGUGAGCAGUCUCGUGUCCCUGGGGUUUCAACUUAUCAAACCAGAUGUGAUCUUCAAACUGGAGCGAGAGCAGCCUUGGAUAAUAGGCGAAGAGGUCCCAAGUCAGAGCCUGUCGGAAUACUGGAAAGUUGACGAUUACAAAGCUUGGCACCAAGAAAUCCAAGACAGGAUUAAAAAAUCGGAACAAGUCCAUGAAACUAACGCCAGUGGAAAAACAUUCCAACCCAGCAUGAACCUUGCACCGUUAAAGCAAAAGUCCAGUAAGCAUGUCUCAAAUGGAAAACAUUUGAAACACUCGUUGGGUUUAUUUACUGAGGCUGGAAACCGUGGAAGAAGGAAACCUGGUAAAUUCAAUGGAUAUGAGAAAUCCUUUUUCUAUACCGAACAUGGGAAAACUCAUGUUGGAGCAAAAUGCUACGAAUGUAACGAUUGUGGAAAAGUCACCAGCAAGAAGUCACGACUCAUUGUACAUCAGAGAACACACACAGGAGAGAAACCAUUUAAAUGCGGUGAAUGUGGCAAAGCCUUUUCCCAGAAGUCACACCUUGUGACACAUCAGACGGUUCACACAGGAGAAAAACGUUAUGGAUGUGAGUGUGGGAAGGCCUUCUCUAGAAAGUCUCAUCUCAUUACACACCAGAGAACUCACACAGGAGAGAAACCUUAUGAAUGCAGUGAGUGCAGCAAAGUCUUUUCUCAGACGUCCCAGCUCAUUAUUCAUCAGCGAAGUCAUACAGGAGAGAGACCGUAUGCAUGCGGUGAAUGUGGGAAAGGCUUUAGUGGGAAAUCGCAACUUAUUACUCAUAAGAGAACCCACAUAGAGGAAAAGCCCAAUAAAUGCAAUGAAUGUGGGAAAGCCUUCAGGGAGAAGUCAAGUCUCCGUAAACAUCAGAGAAUUCAUUCAGGAGAGAAACCAUAUGGGUGCAGCGAAUGUGGGAAAGCCUUCAGUGGGAAGUCACUCCUCCUCAGACAUGAGAAAACUCACUCAGGAGAAAAGCCCUAUGGAUGUAAGGAAUGCACGAAGGCAUUUAUUUGGAAGUCACAGCUCAUCAUACAUCAGAGGACUCACACAGGAGAGAAGCCCUAUGGAUGUAGCACUUGUGGGAAAGCUUUUUCCCAGAAAUCACACCUCGUGAUACAUCAGAGAACUCACACAGAAGAGAAACCCUAGAAAUAGAGCGAGUGUGAGACACUUUUAAGAAAAUAAUCACCCUUCUCUCUAUAUCAUAAAACACAUUUAUAAAAAUCCUGCGAAUGCCAUGAGUGUAGGAAGGUCAUUGGCGGGAAGUUCUACUUCCUUGAACGUCAGAAUGCCGAAUUGGAGAGUAAGCCUCUGUGUGCAGUGAAUGUGGCAAAGGCAGUAGAGACAAGCGCUCAGCAAAUGGUCUAGUCUCAUCAUAAAUCAAGUUAUUCAUAUCGAGGACAAAAUAAUGACUUAAAUGAAUAUAGGAAAAUUUGUCCAUAGCAAUGUCAAAAAAAAAAAAUCAAUUUCCAAGUACGGUAUUGCAUCUUUAAAAAAAAGAUUAUAUAUUCUAUUUUAAGUGAUAAGCUUAUGAAGCUUUAAAGAUAUGUAUGUCUGUGUAUGAGUAUGUUCAGUAAUCUUGACAGCCAAGUAGAAAGCCUAUUGCUUCAGACAAAUAUAGGGCUUAUAUUCCUGAGUAUGGCUACAUCUUGUGAAUUUAUAUAAUUUCAUAGCAUAUGUGAAAUUAAUCUGUGAAUAUGGUAUAUGUCAUGUUUAUAGCACAGCAUCUCUCAAGGGUGCUGCACAAUGUAUAUCGUUUGUCUUGUACCAUAGUAGAAGGUAAGCCAGACCAAAUGAUUUAGUUAUUAUUUAACAAAUAGUUUAAGUUGUAUUGCCACAACUUUUUGGCACAUGCAAAUGAGUUUGGGAACUCUUACCAUGCCCUGUGUUCAAUAACAGAAGCUGGAAUUUUUCAAUAAAAUCUCCUGCCUCUUCUGAGUCGCCAGUUACAUCCAGAUUGUUGACAUUAAACAUGCAAAGGCAAGAAUACAAGUUAAUGUCUGACCAAGUGAGCAAAAGAAAAACUCUGAACUGCAUUGCUCGUCAUCUAAACAGACGAGAAGUGGAGCUGGCAAAAACGAAAUACCCACAAGGGGCUCCCGGGUGGCUCAGUCGGUUGGGCGUCCGACUUCAGCUCAGGUCAUGGUCUUGCAGUUCGUGGGUUCGAGCCCCGCGUCGGGGUCUGUGCUCACAGCUCAGAGCCUGGAACCUGCUUCAGAUUCUGUGUCUCCCUCUCUCUCUGCCCCUCCCCCGCUCAUGCUCUGUCUCUCUCUCAAAAAUAAAUAAACAUUUAAAAAAUUUUAAUAAAAUCAAAUACCCACAAAACAUAUCCUCCUGUUAUUUUUCAGGGGCAUUUUUUCUUCUUCUUCUUUAAUGUUUAUGUUUGAAAGAGAGUGCGCGUAUGCGUUGGGGAGGAGCAGAGAGAGAGGGGGACAGAGGAUCUGAGCUGUCAGCACAGAGCCCGACACGGGGCUCGAACUCAUGAACUGCGAGAUCUUGACCUGAGCUGAAGUCGGACGCUCAACCAACCGAGCCACCCAGACGCCCCUUAGGUGCCCCAAAUCUUUAAAUAAUGUAUUUGAAAAUGCCAAAAGCCUGUCUUGAAUAUUGGUGAAAUUCAGAGCUUUGUAUCACUCCCUAUAUGUGUGAUUUUCUUGCGUUGCUAACUUGUCUCUGUUGAAACCAUCUACUAUGCAUGUUCCCUCUACCUCUGUUUAGAAUUUUUAGUAAUUCCUCUCCUUGGUAAUGCCUGACAAUGUCAGAAUCCUUUCCUGAAUGAUUGUAACGUUUAGAAUUACAGAAAAAUGACUGUUUUCAUCAGACAAAGGGAGAGUCGUGGACAACG